AUCCGUUGAGUUAACAACCGUAUUGGGUGCGCUUUUUGGCGUCGUCGCUUUGAUGUUUUUGUUCUUUCUUUAUGUACAUCGCAAAUGGUGCUUUCAUGCUCGUCACGGUCUACAUUGUUGCGAUGAGAAGAUAAUUGCAUCAAAAUAUUCGCAAAAGAUGUCACGUAAACGUCGCUAUGAUAAUACCAGUUCUGAUUCCGAGGAGGAUAUAUUGCGCCGCUUACGCUUGCAACAGUCACGCAAUCUUUCAGCAAAUGGCCACUUCAACAGCUACGGUGUCCAUCAGCAGCAGCAGUCUUCGUAUCAGCCACCGUCACCGCCAAAUCCGCAACAGAGCUUCAAUUAUACACCGACUGAAUUGCAACGCGUUACGAUAACGCCACGCUUCGAUUCGUCCCGCGAUCCCUUGGCCAUAGCGGAACGCGGCAAAGUUGGUAUUCCGUCCUCGCAUAGUGAGUGCAGUUCAAAUGAUUCCGAGAAAGCGUCCGUUGACAGUCAUACGGGCAUAUUGACCGGCGAUAGGAAAGACCGCUUUCCGAGCAAUGGUGGUACGAAUAAAUCGAGCGAGUGCAGCGCUUCAUCUUCCCUGAAGGAGUCGCGUAUUGACAAUCGGGCUGAUUUGUUAAAGUCCAGCAGUAAUAGCAGUAGCAGCAGAUAUCAGAAGAUCUCGACGUCGUCUGUGCGUCAAGACAGUUUAGAUGAUGUGCCUGAUUUGCAUAGCAAUAAUAAUAAUAAUAAUAAUAACAACACAAGUAAUAAUAAUAAUGAAGACGAGCCACUCUUCGAUACCAGCGAUUUGCGUUCCAUCAAAUCGGACGAUACUUCCGUGCAGAACCAAUUCUAUGGUAAAAGUGGUAGUAUCGAGAUUUCAUUGCUGUACGAUGCACCGAUGCGCAAAAUGACAGUGCACGUGAUGCAAGCCCGAGGCCUACCUACUUUGGGCAAUGGACAGACGACGCAUACGCAGGUCCGCCUUCUUAUGUUGCCAAAUAAGAAGCAAAAGCAUAAGACUAAAAUUCGUUCGGGCGAAAAUCCUCAAUAUAUGGAAAGUUUUCUGUUGCAUCGUGUUAACCCAGAAGAAGUUAACAAUAUGGGUCUGCGCGUACGAAUAUACGGUUGCGAACGUUUACGCAAAGAACGUCUCAUCGGAGAGGCGUAUGUUAGUUUUGCCACAAUAGAUUUGGAAUUGGAGACAAAUCUCUGGCUACCGUUGGAGCCACGAAGCACAUCUUCUGUUUUGGGUUCCAAUAGUGAUUUGUUAAGUCUGGCGAGAUCAGACAGCGCCGGUUCGACCACCUCGAUGCAACAUGGUGGCGUGCCAGAAUUGCUCUUAGGUUUAGGUUAUAACGGUGUUACGGGGCGUUUAUCAGUGGAAAUUGUCAAGGGUAGUCAUUUUCGUAGUUUAUCAAUGAAUAAGGCGCCCGACACUUAUGUUAAGCUAUGUUUAGUUAGUAGUAUAGGUCAGGAGAUAUCGCGAGCGAAAACAUCAACGAGACGCGGCCAACCACAUCCGCUAUUUAAGGAGACCUUCGUCUUUCAAGUGGCACUUUUCCAGUUGAACGAUGUGACGCUGAUGGUUUCCGUUUAUGCCAAACGUAAUAUGAAAAAGAAUGAAAUGGUCGGUUGGUUUAGUUUAGGAUUAAACUCAUCCGGACCGGAGGAAGUGGCGCAUUGGGCGGAUGUACGCGAUUUGGCAAAAGGUGAAUUAUUGGCGCGAUGGCAUGUGCUGGUGGACUCCUGAUUCGAGCAGUUGGGACAAUCUUCUCGACGCAGUAGUGCCCUAAGUAUUUUGGGCUUUGUGACGAAAGAUAAGUCCAAAUCGAAGAAGCUGAAAGAGGAAGAAGAAGAGGACGGAGAGGAAUUGGGAGAUGAGGAUGACAGUAUUACAACGGAUAGAGCGGUAGCUGUCAAUAUUGAAGCCGGCUUGGAACUUGACUUUGUUUAGAAAAUUGGAUUCAACCAAACGACUUUUUUGUAAAUGUAAACAACAACAAAUGGCAUUUGUGUGUGUGUUUACGAAAUGUAAAAAAAAAACAAAUUUGUAAAAGCGAAGUAGUUUUCUGUACUAAUGUGACAGAAACCGAAAAACGCUAAAACGAGAAUUUAACAUUAGUACUGUCACUCUAAAUUAUAAAUGAGAAAAAAAAUUGGGGAAAACAAAAUAAAAAUAAACAUACAUACAUACUUCAUGCAUGUAAAAUAAAACAAAUAUGUCACUUAACUAGUAAACAAAUUACGCACAUUACAGAUUUUGGUAGCGAAGUAACUAAAAGAAACAAAUAUGAAACGAGAAACUUGUAACCUGAUAAUUACUAUAAAUAAAAUUUAAUUGAAUUUAACUGGAUUUUCAUAUAAAUGCUUUUAAGAAGAAAACAAUUUUAAGAACUGAAGAAAAGAAUUUGUUGUUUUGUGAAGGUUUUUUGAUCGAUUGAUUAAUAUAAAUGUAUGUAUUUAGAAUUUUGUGAUACACGAAUGAGUAUUAAUUUUGACGCUCGACUUUGUGCGCUAAAAGAAUUUGAUUAAGUUGGAAAAUUUAAGCUGAGAAUAUCGAUAAACGAAUGCUGUUAUGUAUUAACAAAUCGUCGCUUGUCUAAAGCAAAUACAUAUAUGUACAUACGUAUUAAGCUUCUAAAUAAUCGAAAUUUCUGUUGGAGCUUCGAUUUUUCGAAAAAUCAGAAAUUUUAGUGAGAUUUUAUUAUUGGACUCCAUGAGUUGUCAGCGUAAGUGAAAUGCAAAAAAUUUAAUACUUUAAAUUUAAUGAAACAAUUUAGCAAGAUUUAAUGAAACAGAAAUCAAACAAAGAUGGCUAAUAUAGCAUAUCAAACGAUUAAGUUAAAUGUAAUUUUACGUAAUUUAAUAUUUAUAUUGACGUACAAUAUAUCUAUGUAUGUUUGCUUUUAUUCAAUA
Rhagoletis zephyria (snowberry fruit fly) is the source of this 2907-nucleotide messenger RNA. RefSeq names its product Synaptotagmin 14 (gene Syt14). The record is from RefSeq and is a predicted model, not a curated record. Gene Ontology annotation, molecular function: phospholipid binding. Lineage: Eukaryota; Metazoa; Arthropoda; Insecta; Diptera; Tephritidae.